This is a messenger RNA of Volvox carteri f. nagariensis, 2344 nucleotides long. RefSeq lists its product as uncharacterized. The transcript is spliced from 10 exons. Lineage: Eukaryota; Viridiplantae; Chlorophyta; Chlorophyceae; Chlamydomonadales; Volvocaceae. Bases 1 to 2223 code for a protein of 740 amino acids. The record is from RefSeq and is a predicted model, not a curated record.
AUGGUAUAUAAACGGCAACACCUGCAUCUGCUGCUUGCAGCCAUGCUGCUGGCCCCGCUUGUUACGGAGGUCAUGAUGCUGCCCCGGGUGCCAAUCCUCGGGAUUGUUCAGAAUCUCCUGUCGCCAAAUCACCUGUACGCCGUCAAGUACAGGGGUGUUUCAGCGACUGAGAUGCACAUCACUACGCUUUCCAGCAACUACACCAAAUUCAGCCUGCAAAUAGCCACGGGGCUCCCCUUUACGGCCCCCUCCACCUUCCAAUUCCUUCUGGGCUCUAAUGACGACCUUUACGCCAUAAACCUUACGGAUAUCAGGAGGCCUGAACUGACCAUCCUGCCUAGGACUGAUAAUUACCGCACUUUAAGCUUCAAGGGACCCAUCGGCAUCCCGCCUGGCAUCAUCACCAAUUCCACAGCUGUCCAGUUUGCUCUGGGCACGGGCGACACUCUCUUCAUGGUAAAGCCAGGAGGGGCUGAUUUUACGGAGAUUUACAUCCUUCCCCGUGUCCCCAACUACACCAAGCUGGCAGCUGUGGUCUACACAGCUCUCCCUGCAGCUAGCCCGUCGCUGUAUCGAUUCCUGCUGGGUGCAAACGAUGACCUGUAUGCUGUGAAGUACGGGGGAACGGCGUUUGUGGAAGUCACCAUCCUGAGCAAAGCUUCCUACUAUCAGAGUAUGAUAACACUGCCGACCAACAUGACGAAAACCACUGCGGCCGAGUAUCAAUUCCUCGUCUUGGCAUCGAGGCCAAAUGUACUCUAUGCAGUGCCAAAUGGAGGUGGCUUCCCUCCGCCGCCGCCUUCGCCGGCUCCACAGCCUUCGCCGUCGCCCCCGGCGCCACCCCCACCGCCAAGCAGCUGCACGAGCGCCUUCAGCUGCCUCCCAAGGAACUUCACGAGCAGCCGUGGGCUCCUCCAAGAUCCCUUCAGCCUGAUUGGCGGAGGCUCCCUCAGUACGGGUUCAGGGAAGAUCUUCUCCGACCUGUCCAUCGGUGCACUUGUGGAGAUUGCGAGAUCAUCGGCCGCCGGGGGCCAGAUCUGCCCCUUCGUCUCUAUUACAGGCAGCCAGAUAGCGCAACUGGCCGCGGGCUUACCAGGAGAUGUGGGAGGCUUCAACCAGUCGAACCUAGGCAGCGUACGCGAGGCGUGUCUCUCAAUUCUUAAACAGCUCUCAAAGUCUACUCGCUACGUGGUUGGUUUCAUUGCAAAUGAUCUCCCUUCCUCCUCGGGGGUGAACACAAACCUUUCAAAAGUCCUUUCUGCCGCGAACGUUUCCAUCUGCGCCGCCAUCAAUCCCUGCACGGGGGUCUACCAGUUCGGAUUUAAUAACCCUUCGCGGCAGGAGCUGUCAGUGUCUCAGGAUCCUCUCUUCACCUCCAACUUUACCCUAAGCACGCUGACUUUUAGCAGCGACCCCAGAUUGAUGCCCACUAUGGAUCUGCAGCGCCUAUGGAACCCCACCCUAAGCCCCAUGGCCGGAGGCACCAUUUCAAAUUAUAAGUUCAACGGCAAGAUGAUGGUGCAGGGCUCGCGGCUUGGCUGGGAACGAAGCACCAGUUUUGAUCUCCGGGCCAGGCGUUCCAACCAAUCGGUGGCUUUCUUUGAUUUCUACAACACUGAUACAGUUCAGCUAGCAUGGGACCCCCUAAGGAUCGGUGCAGGCCCCGAGGGCGGUGACGUCCGCAUGGGAAUGAUCAUCGACUCCUAUCCCAGAGUCAUAUUCUCGGACAAGAUGGACUUUGAACCUUUUGAAGGCUACGUGGACCCCUUCACGCUCCAUGGACUUUGGGAAACCUACUCAAACGGAAGCUAUAUGCUACAGCUUUCCACGGUGUCGCCUAUCCGUAUGGAAGAUGCUCUCCAGAACCUGGGUUACCCAAUAAUAGACACGGUGUACGGCCUCUUCCCUUACCAGCCCUUCUACCAUAACCAUAAUUACAAGGACGACUGGGACACCACAAUAUCCUGGUUUGUCACUCCAGAGACCUUUGCGCCUGUUGCAGGCCAGGAAGCAGCUCAGGCGCACCAGGCUAGACGCCCGGAGCCGGUUGUAUCACCAUCGAAACGACGUAAGCUCAAUGAGCCAUCGGCUGGCUCUGCUGGGGCAGGUCCAUCAGGCACACUGCCAGCGGACUUCUACACCCGCUCGUCCUUCCCGUAUGACAAGGCGGUGGAGAAGUGGCUGCAGAGGGCUGAGAAGCGUGGCCGUUACAUGCACAACUGACGAGUUUGCUAUGCCCUGGGACAUUGUACUGGCUGCGGUGUCGUGGUGAAAACGUAUGACAUAAUCCUGAACGCAUGUGGCAACGGACGGAAACAGCUGAGACUCUAAUGAAAUAUUCAUU